Messenger RNA from Pyrus x bretschneideri (Chinese white pear), 3130 nucleotides. RefSeq names its product G-type lectin S-receptor-like serine/threonine-protein kinase RKS1. Gene Ontology annotation, molecular function: protein serine/threonine kinase activity; ATP binding. Gene Ontology annotation, biological process: recognition of pollen; protein phosphorylation. The record is from RefSeq and is a predicted model, not a curated record. Bases 238 to 2736 code for a protein of 832 amino acids. The transcript has 8 exons. Lineage: Eukaryota; Viridiplantae; Streptophyta; Magnoliopsida; Rosales; Rosaceae.
ACUUUGAGCUGGAGAUCUUACCAUUUUUCAGAGUCAACGUAUUAUUCAAGAAAAAAUCAAUAGUCAACUUUGACGGAACUGAUUAACCGUCAACAUCCAACUCUCCUGGAUCUGAGUCGUGCUUGGCGGUUGCCGGGCAAAUUAUUCAAAAAAGCAACAGAAAUUCCAACUGAAAAACAUAAACAUCAGCGACAAUUCUUCAUCGUGGAUGCAAAAUUCCGAAUCCCCAGAAGAGAAAUGUUGUUCUUCAAACCUCUGUUUCUGUUCUUCCCCCUUCUCUCGCCACUCUGCGCAUCCCGAAUCCCCAGAAGGGAAAUGUUCUUCAAACCUCUGUUUCUGUUCUUCCUCCUCCUCUCGCCACUCUGCGCAUCCAUUGACACCAUAACAGUCAACCAACAGCUCAAAGACGGCGACUCUAUAGUCUCCAAAGACAUAAAAUUUGAGUUGGGAUUCUUCGGGCCCGACAACUCUAGUAGUUCCAGGUACGUCGGAAUCUGGUAUGCAAAUCAACCGGAAAAAACAGUUGUUUGGGUGGCAAACAGAGACAACCCCGUCAACGAUAGUUCCGGAGUUCUAGCAAUUAACAGGUACGGAAACCUGGUUCUCUCUGCUGCUGGGAACAUUUCCAUUUGGUCAACGAAUGUGUCUGUCGAUGUCCAAACCAGAAGCACUUUUGUAGCUCAGCUUUUAGAUUCUGGAAAUUUAGUGCUUUUCCAGGAAAAUAAAAGUGAGAGCUUGAUUUGGCAGAGUUUUGAUUACCCAACUGACACUUUACUUCCAGGAAUGAAAAUUGGGUUCAAUUGGAAAACUGGGUUGGAAUGGAAAUUGACAUCAUGGAAUUCCGAAAAGGACCCUGGAACCGGGGACUACAGUUUUAGGGUGGUUUCCAAUUCAACUGCCACCCCACUAAUUGUUGUGUUUAAGGGUUUGAGCAAGUAUUGGAGAUCUGAUCCAUGGGCGUGGCCGAAUUUUGUAAGCAAUGAUGAGGAAAUGUACUAUUAUUUUACUCCGAGUGAAAACGGUUCUGUAGCACAAGCGGUUUUGAGGGAUUAUGGAUUGUAUCAACAGCUGAAAUGGAGUGAUGCUGAUGAUCAGUGGGAGGAAUAUUGGUCUGCACCCAAAUAUCGGUGUGACAAGUACGGACAGUGCGGUGCUAACAGCAUAUGUAGCCCUGACAACGUUAAUCUGUUUGAGUGUGAGUGUUUACCUGGUUAUGAACCGAAAUCUGUGAAUGAUUGGAAUCAGAGAAAUGGGUCGGAUGGGUGCGUGAGCAAGCGAAUUGGGGGGUCGAAAUGUGGGAAUGGGGACGGGUUUGUGACGGUUCAAAGAGUGAAAGAUCCAGAUGCAUCGAUAGGAGCACAGUUGGUUAAAAGCAUGAGUGAUAAAGAGUGUGAGCAGGUGUGCUUAAACAAUUGUUCAUGCACUGCAUAUAUGAGCUUAGGGCGGGAAGGGCGGAUUGAUUGCAUGACAUGGUAUGAUGAUUUGAUGGACAUUUUAGUGCGCACAGAGGUGGGAGGAGACUUAUAUGUUCGCGUGGACAAAAUCGAAUUAGGUAAGCAUUCCAGCAAAUCAAAAGGUUUUUUGAGACGGAGGGGCGCUGUGGUUAUUCCAAUAGUUUCGGUACUGGUGGCAUUGGUACUAAUCAUUGUGUUUGCCUGCUGGCGGCAUAAGAGAAAGAGUAAAACAAAAGACUACAUGGAGGUAGAUGAACUUGAGGAAACUAGGAGACACCCUGAGUUGCAAUAUUUCGACCUGAGCACCAUACUAGCGGCCACAGACAACUUCUCGCCCGUUCAUAAACUCGGCCAAGGGGGUUUUGGCACUGUUUAUAAGGGCCAGUUACCAAAUGGGCAGAUAGUAGCUGUGAAAAGAUUGUCAAGAACUUCAGGACAAGGGGUUGAAGAAUUCAAAAAUGAAGUUGCACUGAUAGCAAGACUUCAACACCGGAAUCUCGUGAAACUUUUAGGCUGUUGUAUAAAGGGAGAAGAAAGGAUAUUAGUCCUGGAACACUUGCCAAACAACAGUUUGGACUACUUUCUUUUUGAUCACAAAAGAAGGUCCUUGUUGGAUUGGGAUAACCGUUUUGAAAUCAUCAAUGGGGUUGCUCGUGGGAUUCUGUAUCUUCACCAGGACUCAAGAGUUAGGAUUAUCCAUAGGGAUCUAAAAACCAGCAAUAUUCUUCUAGAUGCUGAGAUGAACCCAAAAAUUUCUGAUUUCGGCAUGGCAAGAAUACUCCAUGGGGACCAACUGCAGGACAAGACGAACAGAAUUGUUGGAACAUAUGGCUAUAUGUCACCAGAGUAUGCAGUGUUUGGGAGAUUUUCAACAAAGUCGGAUGUCUUUAGUUUUGGGAUCAUAUUAUUGGAGAUUGUAAGCAGCAAGAAAAACAACGGUUUAUAUCAGGAGGAUCAUUCCAUGAACUUGAUAGGACAUGUUUGGCAGCUGUGGAGAGAAGGCAGAGCCUUUGAAAUUGUGGAUUCGUCAUUAGAGUCAAAUCAGUCCGAGGAAGUCAUGAGAUGCAUUCAGGUUGGCCUUUUGUGUGUGCAAGAAGAUCCAGAGGACCGCCCAACCAUGGCAGCUGUUGUUGUCAUGUUAAGUGGCGAAGCAUCUCCUCCAGUACCUAAGCAGCCUGCAUUUGUAUUCAGAAAAAACCCCUGCAGUAAUGCUGAUCCAUCAGUUUCGAAGGAAUCAUGUUCUAUAAACGACCUGACAAUAACUAAAUUUCAAGCUCGAUAAUGAUGCAGCAGGCUCUUUUGCUUGCAUAGUUAUCGAACUUCUAUUCUUUUUAUUUCCCUUAUAAUUGUCUGUCCCUAUACUGCUGGCAUUUGUUGGCCUUUGUAUGACACACCGGAAAUGCAUUAGAAAGCAACGUGUGGUUUCAAUGUAUGCGUAAGCGACCGGAACAUGAAUCUUUUGAGCAAUGAUGAGAGAAUACGGAUGCAGUCUAAGCGAUCGGGAGUUUGAGCUCAGAUGACUUAGCAAUUUUAAGAUAUUCGAGUACCUUUGAAUUUGAGUGACUUGAUCAUUUCACUGUCUUUCUUGUUGCAAUAAUUCUGAUACUUUAUUGUGGUUGAAGGUGGAGAAUAUUUCAUAUUUGUCAAAUUGCAGAUAACCCUUGAAACGUUCAAAA